AUGGUUGCAAGCGAUUUCUUUCUAUUAUUUAUCAAUCACAAGGGUAGAUUUGUGACUGUCGAUGGGUAUGAGACGUAUUAUGGUGAUUGUGUUGCCACGGUUACUGGGUUGGAUGCAGAUAGGCUAGGUUAUUUUGACAUUGAAGAUGAAAUAACGAAGUUGGGAUAUGAAAACUGGGAUGGUAAGGAGAGGGUAGCAAAGGAAAUAAUAGAGGCAAUUGACGAGGAGAAGAAGUCGGUGACGUUCAAGGUGAUCGGAGGCGAUCUUAUGGAGCUCUACAAAUCCUUCAAGCUCACUGUCCACGUGGACGCUAACGGGAACAACAUGAAUAUGGUGACAUGGACUCUAGAUUACGAGAAAAAGAACGAGAAUGUCCCAAAUCCGCAUUCCCUCAUGGACUUUUGUCUUAAAUGCCCUUCCCUUUGUCUCUCUGCACCGACCUCCUCCAAGCCCGCAUCUCGAACAACGCCAUUACCUUCAGUCAUAACCAGUCGGCAUUUCUCCUCAACUGCCGCAAAUAAGGCUCUCUUCUCCAGAACUCGAAUUCCGAUGGAUUGUACUCCGGCAAGAUUCCGAUUGAGCAGCGACACCAUCGCCGCAGCGUUCCUCAGCCACUUAGCCAGCUUUGGGUACCAGCAAAUUGCAGUUCGUCAUCCCGCUGCUAAGACCGUGUAG
Striga asiatica is the source of this 675-nucleotide messenger RNA. NCBI's taxonomy places the organism in Eukaryota, Viridiplantae, Streptophyta, Magnoliopsida, Lamiales, Orobanchaceae. The record is from the annotation of a GenBank genome assembly.